AUGACAGAAGAAGAUUCUAACCAUGGAAGCCUGAGUUCAAAGGUGUUUCCUGUGCAAGACAGAGGACCGUGUGGAGAACUUGGCCAGAAUUUGUCAGAAUGUUUCCAGUUUCAUGCCAGAUGCCAAAAAUGUCAGGACUACCUGUGGGAAGACUGUCCUGAUGUACCCGAACUACACACAAAAGUAGAUGAGGCCCUCGCAUUGGUCAACAUCUCCCAUCAGCAGUAUGCCCAGGUUCUCCAGAUGACCCAGCAUCACCUAGAGGACACCACAUAUCUGAUGGAGAAGAUGAGAGAGGAAUUUGGCUGGGUGGCUGAACUGGCAAACCAGACUCCAGGAACUGAGAACGUCUCCAAUUCCAUAAAGGGGGAAAAAACUGAGACCUAGAAAGGUUAUGGAACGUUCCCAAACUUACUCAGCUGCUAA
Messenger RNA from Leptonychotes weddellii (Weddell seal), 426 nucleotides. The record is from RefSeq and is a predicted model, not a curated record. NCBI's taxonomy places the organism in Eukaryota, Metazoa, Chordata, Mammalia, Carnivora, Phocidae.